AUGCACUGGAACGCCAAGAACAACGGCAAGUCCAUCCCGCUCGCCGUCGAGGCCUCGGGCGCCGUGGCGCGCGGGUGGUUCUCCGUCGCUUUCUCCUUCAGCGGGCUCAUGGCGCCGUCGGACGCCGUCGUCGGGAACCCGGGCAACGCCGUCUCCACGUACCACGUCGCGAGCUACUCCUCCGUCGCGCCCGCGCGCGGGAUCAACCUCGGCGGGAAGAGCUGCGCGACGAGCGGCGGGAAAACCGUGAUGAAAUUCACGCGCAGCGUGGGCGACGGGGGAGCCGUUCCCGUGCGCGUGAAGGGCGUGAAUAAGAUCAUCUGGGGGUACUCGAACGACGGCAGCAAGUCCGUCGCUUACCACGGAGCCAACAUCCCGCGCCGCAUUCUCGCUGCGUACCCGCUUCCCCGUUGCGUACCCGCUUCCCCGUUGCGUACCCGCUUCCCCGUUGCGUACCCGCUUCCCCGUUGCGUACCCGCUUCCCCGUUGCGUACCCGCUUCCCCGUUGCGUACCCGCUUCCCCGUUGCGUACCCGCUUCCCCGUUGCGUACCCGCUUCCCCGUUGCGUACCCGCUUCCCCGUUGCGUACCCGCUUCCCCGUUGCGUACCCGCUUCCCCGUUGCGUACCCGCUUCCCCGUUGCGUACCCGCUUCCCCGUUGCGUACCCGCUUCCCCGUUGCGUACCCGCUUCCCCGUUGCGUACCCGCUUCCCCGUUGCGUACCCGCUUCCCCGUUGCGUACCCGCUUCCCCGUUGCGUACCCGCUUCCCCGUUGCGUACCCGCUUCCCCGUUGCGUACCCGCUUCCCCGUUGCGUACCCGCUUCCCCGUUGCGUACCCGCUUCCCCGUUGCGUACCCGCUUCCCCGUUGCGUACCCGCUUCCCCGUUGCGUACCCGCUUCCCCGUUGCGUACCCGCUUCCCCGUUGCGUACCCGCUUCCCCGUUGCGUACCCGCUUCCCCGUUGCGUACCCGCUUCCCCGUUGCGUACCCGCUUCCCCGUUUCGUACCCGCUUCCCCGUUGAGUACCCGCUUCCCCGUUGCGUACCCGCUUCCCCGUUGCGUAUCCGCAUUCCCGUUGCGUACUCGCAUCCCCGUUGCAUACCCGCAUUCCCGGAGCCUCUGCUCGCAAUUUCUAUAUUCUUCCGUCGCAUGAACGCUCUUACUACCACGAAUAAAGCUGCGGUCACCACAGUGGACACCACCAUUGCAUUGCUCAAAGUUCCUUUCCGGAAUCCCUUCCGCCACGUUGAUCGCUUCAGCUCUCCGCCAUUCCUGCUCCGCCCGCGCCUCUCGCCUCGUCUUCUCACACUCUCCCUACGGAAUCCCUUCCCUCCCCCUCAUCCCCUACGCUCCCCCAUCAGCGGAAGCACGCAGGUGGAUUUCUCGUGCGACGGCUCGUCACCCGGCAAGCCGUCGCCCAGCCCGCCGGUUACGAAGCCGCCGCCCGUGCCCGUGGUGCCGCCGUCCAAGCGCUCUAAGCUCUGCCCCUGGUCGUCCCUUCCGGGCUUCACCUACAUGCUCCAGCUCAAACCCCUGCGUCAAUUCACGCUGCCAGUGCACGUGCCUGCUGUUUUCCGGGCGCCGUCUCACCAGACCUUUCUAUCUCUCCCUCCCCUCCCCGUCGCUUCCUGUGAUCCACCAUCAAUUUUCAGGCUGUUCGUUCACUGGCGGCAGGUGAACCCGAACCUCAUCGAAAUCGCCAUGGAGGCCAAGCCCGGCAGCGGCGCCAACAACGGCUGGCUCGCACUCGCCUGGACCAGCAACGGCCGGAUGGCGCCGGCCGAUGCGAUCAUUGGUAACCGCAUGGGCGGCACGCUCGGCACGUACCUCAUUACGGGGUACACGAUGCAGUCGCUGAAACCCGCUGCCAUCCCCUUGGGAGCGUACCCGACUGUGUUCAAGAGGGGCACCGGCUCCACUGUCAUGAUGUUCCGCCGUGGUGCCACCGGCGGCACUAUUCCGGUGAAGCCAAGUGGUCUGAACAACCUCAUCUGGGCGCACUCCCCCUCCAACAGCAAGACACUUGCUUACCACAGCGGCAGCGUGAAUAGAGUUUGGUCCUACUGCGUUCCUAAGCCGACCUGUGUUCCUCUGCUGUUCCUUUGCAGUGGGCGGGCAACCAUUGACUUCUCCUGCAAGGUGGCCCCUGUUGCAAGUGGCGCUGGGGAUGAUGAUGGUGGCAGUGGUGAUUAG
Closterium sp. Yama58-4 is the source of this 2193-nucleotide messenger RNA. The record is from the annotation of a GenBank genome assembly. Lineage: Eukaryota; Viridiplantae; Streptophyta; Zygnematophyceae; Desmidiales; Closteriaceae.